AUAGGCCUGCAUUAGUAUAUCUCUGAGUUCGUGUUCCAUGUGGAUAUCGAUCAGAGCGGAGAUGAGUGGAACCCAUUUGGUGGUUCUGGAAUUUGUCACCUGAGCAACCUCAGAGCGGAUGCAUUUCUUUCAUUUCAUGGGCGUCCCACCGGCGUACCAGCAAACCUCCGUGCGACGACGCCAACAAUAAAACCUGAGAGGCUGGGUUGAGGCUGCCGGCUCUCCCGCAUCUGUCCUAUCACCCCAUGUGAUGCCGCUCUCAAACGACUUCGCCUCCCUCAUAGGUUUCGCUUGCGAGGCUGUUUUGUACGGUGUCAACGCCGUUCUUUUCCUGGCUUCUCUGGUCAUCCUGCACACGAGGCGUAAACAAAACAAUAUCUUUCACCCAGUUAUUCUCCUCAACGGCCUCAUAUUUCUAUGUUGUACCGCUCAUUUUGCAAUCGAGUUUAAUCACUUUGUUGCUGCACUGGGAAGCACUGGCGUCGAUGGUUACGCCAACGAGACCAUGCCCCUUCUCGGGGCAGAUAUCCUUGUAUCUGUCACUGACUUCCUCGGUGACGUUGUCCUCAUAUAUCGUUGCUGGAUGAUAUGGGCACACGCGCCCAUCGUCGUUGUCCUUCCUUUCCUUGCAGCACUCGGUGGUUUGGCCUGUAUCGCAGGAGUCGCGCACCUCGUCCUCACUACGAACCCCACGUCCCCCGCGCCCCCACCUGCCAUUGUUCCACUCGGCCUGGCGGGCUACAUUUUACCAUUGUGUACGAACUCCAUCGUGACAUUACUCAUCGUCUUCAAAAUUUGGCAUGCGUCUCGUGGGCUUCCUGGCUCUCCCGAGUUCGUCGGACGUGGCGCCGCUCGUCACGCCAUGAGCCUCAUCAUCGAAAGUGGCUUGCUCUACCUUAUCGCCCAGCUGGUCUAUGUCGUUCUUUUCGCUCUCAAUCACCCUGCCCUUGCCAUUGUGGCAGUCAUGGCCGUUCAAAUAUACGGAAUCGCCCCAACCCUCAUCAUUAUUCGUGUCGCACUCGGCCUUUCCUCAGAACACACCUCCGACACGAUGGUAUCCACAGGCAUCAGAUGGGUCGCACGGCGCGGCGUGACGUCUGGCGUGUCCCCCCGGCGUUACACGGACGGACUGGAAGCAGUGACUGACAUGGAAAACGAUAGUGCCGUGAAAGAGUCUGUGUUUAAAUCAGAGUCAAGUUUUCCCACUGUGAUCGGGUCUAAGGACACGUGCCAACCAAGCGACCAAAAACACCAUUCGCCGGCUUGAAAUUACACGCGAAGUGAAGCGUUCUGUGCGGCGUGCUUAUUGCGCAGGAGGACGAAGCGACAGUAGUGAUAAGACAUACUUCUAGCUGCCUGAUGUCUUUGCGAAACCCUGACGUUGUGUACGAUACCCUACGUGAACUACAAACAUUAACAUAAUUCUGAGGCUCCCUUUUCCAC
Pisolithus orientalis is the source of this 1443-nucleotide messenger RNA. RefSeq lists its product as uncharacterized. NCBI's taxonomy places the organism in Eukaryota, Fungi, Basidiomycota, Agaricomycetes, Boletales, Pisolithaceae. Bases 251 to 1267 code for a protein of 338 amino acids. The transcript is spliced from 5 exons. The record is from RefSeq and is a predicted model, not a curated record.